Oikopleura dioica is the source of this 2262-nucleotide messenger RNA. Lineage: Eukaryota; Metazoa; Chordata; Appendicularia; Copelata; Oikopleuridae. The record is from the annotation of a GenBank genome assembly.
AUGGUAGUCACAAGACUGAUUGUAAUAAAUACGCUUUUUAUUGCUUCAAAUGCUGAGCCUUGUCCGUCAGACUGGAUCGUCAUCGGUGACAAUUCUUACAAGACCUUUGAAGGGGGAAUCGAUGGAGUUCCGGAAAAGAGCUGGAAUGCUGCUCAAUCUCACUGUAACACUUUUGGCGCUGAUCUUGUCGAUUUUCACAGCGAAAACGAGAUGCGCCUGAUUUACGAUACGCUGAAAUGGAAAGACCGAGGAUUCCGAAACUACUGGAUUGGGCUCAAUAAUCUCAAACAGUUCAACACGCUAGAAUGGGUCAACACCAACCAAAACGGAGAUGUUACGAAACCGUAUAAUUACAAAAACUGGGCGCCGGGAAUGGAAAAUAACUCGGACCAGUCCAAGAGGUGUACUUUUGCACUUUUCACGGAAAACCUCCCUGAUUUUCCAAUGCCUUGGGAUGGGGAAGGCCUUUGGGUCAAAAAUGAAUGUACCAAGACUGCCAGCUUCAUCUGCAAAGCCAAAAGUACUCAAUGCGUCGCCGACUGCCGUGGCGAUAAUUGGUUCAAAAUGGACGUCGGAACCGGUGAACCAUCCUGUAUCAUCUUUCCCAAGCCAACAACUCAGCGACAAUUCGAACUCGGCCAGAGCUACUGUCAAGGAGGCCUCGGGAACAAUUAUUUCGGCGAUUUGGUCACGAUCAAAAACGAGCAAGAAAAUAAGUUUAUCGCUGAGAAACUCAAAGAAGCGAUCAAUUCUUGGGGCGAUUCUGUGACUUACAAAGGCGCCUGGAUCGGGUUGAACAAUUUGAAUGCCCCACAAAACCAGCCCGAUCGUUUUUCCUGGAUCUCCGGGGAGUAUAGUUCUGGUUAUCUCAACUGGGAAUACGGCGCGCCAGAUAGUCAGUUGGAUCAAACACCUGCCGCGACUUGUGCUAGCUUUGAGCCGGGAGCUGAGGAUACCAGUUCUGCUGUUUGGUCUGCUCGAUGGUGUAAUGAACCGAAAUCAGUCAUUUGCCAAAAACCAGUCGGUCAAACUUGCCCAGAAGGAUGGACCUUUCAGAAGAUAAAGGACAAAGGAGACAGUCAUGUUGGAAAUAAAUGCUACAAAUUCUUCCUCAAUGGCAAUUAUCACCUUCCUUGGUAUGAAGCGAAAAAAUAUUGCGAGAGCUUCGGAGCUCAACAGAUCAGAAUCGAAAGCCAAGCGGAAGCAGACAUCUUCGCACAGUAUCAACAUGAGUGGGCGGAAGCAGGAGUCACGCGAAUGUGGCUGGAUCUGUCAAACAUUCACGAUGAAAUGCCGCUGCAAGAUCCAGUACGAGACUGUCGACUGCAAUAUUCAGAUUUCAACUCCAACCCGAGCUUUACUUACUGGGCGGAUGAUCAGCCAAAAUGCAAUGUCAACUCUCACACCUGCGCGUAUCUCGAUGUCUUGAAAACUUCGGACAACUGGAUGGCCGAAAGUUGCUCGACUACUGAAGCUUUUGGCUGUUUCAUGGAUGCUCCUGCUCAACUUCGACCGACGGAAGCUCCAACUUCAAAUUUGACAUGUAUCAAAUCCGACGAUUGGCACAUGACGACAUUUUUGAACGAGCAAAAUGGCAUGUGCUACAGUUUUUCAAAGUACUACAACGGCAACACGACUUAUUUGACAAAAUACGAGGCGGCCGAGUUUUGCGAAAGUCUCGGAUCAAGACUCGUUGAAAUUUUCAACGACGAGGAAAAUGCAUUCAUCGUCAAGCAUCAACUCGCAUCGAGCUGGCUUGGGCUGGGAUUGCCAUAUGCAGGCGGCCAGCCCAUUGAUUGGGAUUCCGGAACGAGCGUGAGCUACAAAAACUUUGCCGAUGGAGAGCCAGAAAAUAAUCCGUACAAGUUUUGCGUCGAACUUGCUGCCGGCCUGGAUAAUCAUGAAAUGGCUGGGCUCUGGAGAGCAUUCAACUGUGCUGAAAAACGAUAUCCGAUCUGCAUGCAGCCAGCAGUGCAAGUUUCGACGACUAAAAAUCCAAAUACUGUGCCAACAGCGCUGCCGCAUGAAGAAUGCGAUUUCGGAUGGACGUUUUUGGAAAGCUCGCAAAAGUGCAUCAUGAGUACUUCUGAUCAGAAGGGGUGGAAGGCAGCUCAAUCAUUUUGCGAAGGACAAGGAGCAAAUUUGGUUUCGAUCAAUUCUCCAGAUGAGCAGGACGACGUUUUCAGAAUUGCUUCUCUUGAUCCAUCCGAAUCAGGUAAUUUUGAUCAAAUGAGUUUAUUAUUUUUUAUGACGGCAUUAUAA